CCUCGGGUUUCCUCCCCAGGGGAGGGCCUGGCGGCUGAGCAGGGGACCCGUCCCUGCAGCUGGCGGAGGCCGGGCACCAUGGGGCUCGGGGCCAGGAGCGUGCGGGGCAGGGACGGGCCGGCGCCCACGCCCUGCGUGCAGGCCCAGUGCUUCGACCCGCUGGUCCGCCUCUGCGUGGCCUGCCGGCUCUUCCGCACGCCCGAGCCUGGACGCGCCUCGCCUCCCUCCGGCCUGCGCUCCCUCCCCUCGUUCCCCCGUCCUCUCUCCCCGUCCCCUCCGCACGCGCCAGCAGCCGGCCUGAGCAGCCAGGCGCCCGGGACGGCGCUGCAGCCGCAGGAGUCCGUGGGCGCCGGGGCCGAGGCCGCGCUGCCCCUGCCCGGGCUGCUCUUCGGCGCCCCCGCGCUGCUGGGCCUGGCGCUCGCCCUGGCCCUGGCCCUGGUGGCCCUGAUGAGCUGGAGGUGGCAGCGGCGGCGCAGGACGGCCUCCCUAGAGGCCCCAGACGGAGGCCAGGACGGCCACAGUGGUGCUUCAUCUACAGCGGGCUAUCUCUCUGGGGACCGCUGUGACCCAAUCCUGACACUCCAUAUCCCCUUGCUCCUGCCCACCCCAGAGGCCCUGGACAAUGUCAUCAUCCCCUCGACAGAAACCCUGGAUGCUUCAGCUCCCAUCUGGUCUCCACCCAGAGAAGACCCAGGCAGCACCCCAUCUGGCCACAGUGUCCCUGUGCCAGCCACAGAGCUGGGCUCCACUGAGUUGGUGACCACCAAGACCACUGGCCCUGAGCAACAAUAGCAGUGGAGAGGACAGGAGGGGCCCCUGUCCUGCAUCAGUGUCCCCCUGCCACAAGGGUUCAGAACUGAAUUCAGCUCUUCACUCCAGCACCCACCUGACCUUUUCCUGGGAGCCAGACUGCUCCCUGCUGAACCCUAGAGACACUACAGUACAAAGUGUGUAGCCAUUUGGAAUUGUUUGUGUGUUUACUUUUUGCUUAAGACCAUGCCAACUUUGACUGUUCUUAAAGGUCCUCUCUGCUCCA
Messenger RNA from Marmota monax (woodchuck), 1036 nucleotides. It is a transcript of the gene Tnfrsf13c, whose product is annotated as TNF receptor superfamily member 13C. Gene Ontology annotation, biological process: tumor necrosis factor-mediated signaling pathway; B cell costimulation; positive regulation of T cell proliferation. The coding region runs from base 79 to 792 and encodes 237 amino acids. The transcript has 3 exons. Gene Ontology annotation, cellular component: external side of plasma membrane. NCBI's taxonomy places the organism in Eukaryota, Metazoa, Chordata, Mammalia, Rodentia, Sciuridae. The record is from RefSeq and is a predicted model, not a curated record. Gene Ontology annotation, molecular function: signaling receptor activity.